GCUUUAGACCUGAGUUAGACAAACCAGUCUGACAACAAGGGCAGCACCAGCCUCCCUCAGCGGGAGAGGAGAAGGGAUUAACUUCGCAGGGCAUGCCGGGAGGAAACCUUACUUUCAGGCGAAGGCGGCCGAACGCUUUCAAAGACACCUUUUCCCGCCUUUUCUUUGAUUGGCUGAAACGCGUCGAGAGUUUCUUUCCAUUGUCUCUUUCGCCCCGCGGCCCGUUCUGAUUGGAUGGCUGUCCUCGCUGUAUGCAAAUAGGGCAAAAACGGCGCGCUCUUUCAGUAGAAGAAGGAGGAAGAGGCCCUGGGUCCGUUGGAGCGUUUCUGUCCCAAGAAGGAGCUGCGGGCGGCGGGACGAUGAGCUGCUGGAUGAUGCCCGGAGUGCAACCAGGGUCCCCUCGCAAGGCCCGCGGCCAGAUCCAGGUCAUCUUUGGACCCAUGUUCUCUGGGAAAAGUACUGAACUCAUGCGCCGGGUCCGACGUUUCCAAAUUGCACAGUACAAGUGCCUGCUGAUCAAGUAUGCUAAGGACACACGUUACUGUGUCAAUGGAGUCUCCACGCAUGACAGGAACACCAUGGAAGCUGUGUCAGCUUGUUGCCUGAAAGAUUUGCAUCAAGAAGCUCUCAGCUCUGCUGUGAUUGGCAUUGAUGAAGGCCAGUUUUUUCCAGAUAUCGUUGAGUUUUGUGAGACAAUGGCCAAUGCAGGGAAAACUGUCAUUGUGGCAGCCCUUGAUGGGACCUUCCAAAGAAAGGCAUUUGGCAACAUCUUGCAACUAGUUCCCUUAGCAGAAAGUGUGGUGAAACUGAAUGCUGUCUGCAUGGAGUGUUUUCGUGAGGCAUCGUAUACCAAGAGGCUGGGAGCAGAGAAGGAGGUGGAAGUGAUAGGCGGGGCAGACAAAUAUCAUUCUGUUUGCCGUGUUUGCUACUUCAAGAAACGACCGCAGCAGCCAACAUCUGAAAACAAAGAGAACCUACCAGGUGGAAAUAACCAGUUGGAUCCUGCUGUUUCCCGGAAAGCCUUGGCUGUUCGUCAGAUCAUGCACUGGAGUCCCUCAAAUUGAAUAAAGGAAGCAAGAGACCAUUUGUUCAGUGGACUUAAACAGGAAAGCAAUUCUUUUCUGGCUCUAUACUGUUUAAACUGUGUUGUUGCAAAGGACCACACUAGUAAAAGAAACCAUCUAUUUCUGCAAGAGAAAAAAGGCUGGAGCACAAUACCAUAGGCUUUGGGAUUUAGGUGUUUGGUGCUGAAAACUGCUAUUUGCUGAUGGUGCCUUGGCCUCUAGGGGGAGGAUUUCUUAAUGUUCUAUAGAACUGCUAUUUUUUCCUCUUGCACAAACCUCCCCUGCAGUGUUUACUUCUGAGUUUAAUUGCCAUAGCACUUUUGGACAGAUAACACCUUUUACUGUUUCAUAUUGAGAUCAGGACGCUACUCUCAACCUGUGGUUUCCUUGAACACAGUUUAAGUUAGUUUCUCUCAACUCUUGGCGUUUGUGCAAUAGCAUUUGAUAAUGUAGCAUGGAUUUUACAUCCAUGCUCUAGUUCUGUGCGCCUUCCUUACAAUUUACAGAAUGACUAGGAGGGCUGGAGAAGAUGAACCCUUUCCUCAGCUGCAACCUUUAAUAUUGCUUUUAAGUGCAAGAGCUUAACUCUUAGUGUACAGGUAGACGUUGGACAACAACAAAUACUUAAGACAUUGGCUUUAAAAGUCGUUAUUUCCCUACAGGCCUUCCCUUCCUAAUUUAUUUAGACUUGCUGGUAACAUCAAUCAUGUCCACUGUUUAUGCAACUAUCCCCAAGCUGCCUACUUCUGCCAGAUUAAUCUUACUGUUGCCUGCUUUUUUGAUGAAUGCUAACUCUGUAUUCUCUUUGACAAACACUUAGGCAUUUGCACUUAAACAUGUUCUAGGGUUACUCCUCUGCAAUUCCAUUUCCUCUGAGGGUAUGAUGUGCUGUGCAUGCCUCUAUGGGUUAUUAAAAGUGUUUUUAAGUAAUGCUGUCUUAAUAAAUAAGUUAAUAUUAAA
Messenger RNA from Sceloporus undulatus (fence lizard), 2024 nucleotides. RefSeq names its product thymidine kinase 1 (gene TK1). NCBI's taxonomy places the organism in Eukaryota, Metazoa, Chordata, Lepidosauria, Squamata, Phrynosomatidae. The record is from RefSeq and is a predicted model, not a curated record. Gene Ontology annotation, biological process: thymidine metabolic process. Gene Ontology annotation, molecular function: thymidine kinase activity; ATP binding. The transcript is spliced from 7 exons. Bases 252 to 1064 code for a protein of 270 amino acids.